CCCGGCCGGGGCUGCAGGUGGAGGAGCCGGCGGCUGCGGCGGGAGCCAUGGGAGGCGGCUCGGCUCUGCGGCUGCUGCUGCUGGGCUGCUGGGUGCUGAGCCUGGGGCAGAUCCUGCUGCGCUGCGGCCGCCCGGGCAACGGGCCGGGGCCCUUCACCAUCAUCACCAUCCGCGGGGGGCCCGCCCCGGGCAGCGCCGCCCCCCGCCACGAGGGGACGGGAGCCCCGGCCCGGGGGCGCAGCCCGGGCUCCCUGCAGCGCUACCAGGACGAGAACGAGAACCUCGGCCAGCCCAAAACCCAGCAGGAGGUGGCCCUGCAGCCCUGGGCCGAUGGCAGCGAGUCGCUCCAAAGCGAAGCCGAGCGGUUCCUUACGUACAUCAGCACCCCCCAGCUGCCCUGCUCCCGAGCUCUGAGCCAGGCUGGGCUCCAGGAUUUUACAGCCAGCACUGCCGGGGCAUGGCGAGUUUGCCUAGAUCACAUGCCCACUGCGUCGCUGAAGCUGCAGCAGGAGAGGUGCCUGAUUUAUACCUUCAGCAUGGUCAAAAGGGGUUUUGAGUUCAGCCAGCGGAUGAGCGAAAUGCAGUGCCAGGUGCACAGCUUUGGCCUGACCCCCUACAAGCAGACCGACCUCUGGCAGAAAGGACAGGUGCAGCACCAUGCGCUGUGGCUGGACUGGCACGAGCGACGCCCAGUCACCUCCUUGCAGAGACGGAGGAGCCCUUCCAAGAGGCUAAAUCAGAUCAUGCAGGACUUUGGCCACAAGAAGAUCGACGUGUUGGAGGCGGACUUGGCCAGCGCCGAGUGGAAGAUUUUGGAGAGUAUCCUUGUGGAUGGCACCGUGGCCGCAGUGCACCAGCUGAUCCUCGCCAUCCACCUCCACUGGCCCGGCUUUGAGGUCAGUGGGAGCGAGGCAGCCGUGGUGCGGUACUGGUACAGCCUGCUGAAGGCACUAGAGGCCAGAGGGUUUCGCCUGUUCCAUAGCUUCAAGGACCUGCAGAAGCCACAGCUCUUCCUGCACAAAGAACUCUUCAAUGCCAGCAGCUCCUACACCCUGAGCUGGGUCAACACCUACUGGAUGUACUGAAAGGGGGCACACCAUGGGCAUUUGUGAGGGUGGGGCUGGGUAUUUUCAAACCUGGCUCCUGGCUGAGCUCGGAAUGGGUGUGCUUGUUAGGUCCCGGCUGGCCACAACGCACCACGGGCGGAAUUUGUAUUUCUGCUGCAUUCCAGGGACGGGUGAGGCAGCCAAAGGGGUUCUGGAGAUGAAUCCAGGAAACGCUGACAGAGGUCUAAGGCCUGUGACUCUGACAGCAAAAGCCACUCAGAUGGACGCUUCAACGGGGACUGAAAACCAGCAUAAGAGACUCAAAGGUGCCAAGGUUCCAAAUACCUCCUCCCACAAGACCAUCUAACCACUGCUCUGGCCUUGAGCACAUGUAAGAGCCUGAGUGUCCAGCUCACGUCCUUCCUGAUGACGCAAGGAGCGUGUCGGGGCACCGAGACCUGGCAGCCCAGACGAUAAGAAGCCGAGCUGAUGGCUCGGGGGAGAAGGUACAGCAGUGCUUCUGGCUGCUGUUUGCAUUGGCCCCCACUUCCAAAAGCCACCGAAAUGGCCACAGCAGACCUGGGAAGGAAGUUGCCAGUGCUCUGUUGUUGGGGGAGCCAUUCUAACCGGGAUGCAUCAACGAGUGCGUUUGCCAAAUGGAAGCAAUAGUUGCGGGGACCGGCAGCCUGUUGGCCUGAUGCUGUUAAGAUCAGCUGAGAUUUUCAGAGGAGGCUAAAGGAGGUUGGUGCCCAGUUCACACUUGGAUUCAGUUAGACCUGGGCACCUAACUCCUGUUGGCACCUUUCAGACUUCCAGCCAACGUCUAUAUUGAACGACACAGACUGUUCCACGAAGACUCAUCUGGCCCUGGGAGCACUGCUGCACCCACAUGCUGUCUACACAGUGGGCUGGAGAUCCCACGAGAGCUGGCUCUCUCUUCAGACACCAGCUCCUGCCACUUGGGUUAGGCUGUCCUGACGCCUUGCCUGUCUCAUUGUAUUUCAACUCAUCUAUUUCUGUCCAGAACCAGGGAGUGCAAAUUUGUAAAUGACUUUUAAAAACAAGGUUGGGAAAAGGCCAUUCACAUUUUUGGAAUCGCCAAAGUAAAGUUCAAAUUUGAAUUUUG
Messenger RNA from Mauremys mutica (yellowpond turtle), 2172 nucleotides. RefSeq names its product methyltransferase-like protein 24. The transcript has 5 exons. The record is from RefSeq and is a predicted model, not a curated record. Bases 48 to 1085 code for a protein of 345 amino acids. NCBI's taxonomy places the organism in Eukaryota, Metazoa, Chordata, Testudines, Geoemydidae.